GAGAGAGAGAGAGAGAGAGAGAGAGAGAGAGACAGAAUUGUUCCAACGACGAAUUUAUAUGAUUUUUUUGUUAUUGAGUUUUUUUCAAUCGCUAAAAAGAUGUUGAAACGUCGAAAAAUUAUAAUUUGUGUGGAAAAUUUCUUUUCGGUUAAAAUUCAAAAGAAAACGAAAUGCAAAAAAAAUUGUAAUAUUAAAAUAAAAGCCAUUCAGUCCUUUCUCUUGCUUUCUCUUCGAAUUUCCGUUGCGAUGUCAUCGAACGCAUCCACUGACAAUCAGCUGAAAUGUUAGUGUGCUGGUGGUGUGAGGUCGGUUAACAAAGAACACCUUAUUGGUGUGCGUCAAAUGUGUGUACAUAGACGAGUGAGGCAUUUGAAUUUUCGAAAUAUAUGUGUAUUGAAGUUGGCGCAUUAACGUAUUUCGUCUUUCGACUACAACGCUGCUGCAAACUAUUUUGUUCGCAAUUUUUUUUCAAUUGUUUGCAUCGAGACAAAAAAAAAAGAUACCAGAACUAAAUCAACAAAAACGAUAAAAAGUAUUAUAUUCAUAAGACGAUUAAAUACACUUGAAAAAAACCUCAUCAAGAAAAACACCAUCAUCAAGACACAUUCAUCAAAAGUGAAUUACUGUGCAGAUUUUACAUAAACUCCAUUUUUAAAACUCAAGACACACACAAAAAGUACUUACAACGGGAUCGAAAAUAAGUUGUUUUUUUAUUUGCCUAAAAAAAUGUCACAGUUUGCUUAUAUGAAUGAAAUAAAAAGCGCGCUCAUUAUGGAAGGCGACAUAAGUAAGGGACCCAUGCCGCGUUGGCAGAAGAAAUUAAAUGGAUCGUCAGCCAAUUUGAAUGCCAGUGCGAAUACAUCAAAAAUAUCCAUUUCAUACAAUUCCAUAUUGAGUACAUCGACUACAGCAGCACCGACAUCCAAUAAAACACCACAGAAAAAUAGUUCGGUCAAUUUUAAAGGCAAAUCACCAGGGAGAAAAACACCAACACCGAACAAAGGCAGCUCGUCGGGCGGCUCAAAGACACCAUGCGGUGCCGGCGGAGAUCGAUUCAUUCCGAAUCGAGCAUCAUCUAACUUUGAUUUAGGACAUUAUAAGCUGAAAAUGCAACAAAAUAUCGACGAAAAUGAAGAAAACAACCGCGAAAAUGACCGACAGAAAAUUCUAUCCGAAGCCAUGCAACUGGGCGAUGUGAACACACGACGCAUCUUUUCGUAUCAAGAAAAGGCGCCGCCAGCGCCCGAGUCACACCAAAACCCAUUGCGUGUUGUCUACUCCAUCAAAACGCCAAUGUCGACGAAAAGUGGUUCUCGUUAUAUUCCGACAAGUCCAGAACGCAUUUUGGACGCUCCUGACAUCAUUAACGAUUACUACUUGAAUUUAAUGGACUGGAGUACAUCAAACAUUGUGACUGUUGCAUUAGGAAAGAUAAUUUACCUGUGGAAUGCUGGCACUGGAAACAUUGAACAGUUGAGAGAGUACGAAAAUGGUGAUCACGCUUGUUCGUUGGCUUGGAUUCAAGAAGGAAAUGUCUUAGCCAUUGGAUCAUCGGACGGCACUGUCGAAUUAUGGGAUGCCGAAGCGAAGAAACGAUUACGCGUAAUGGAUGGCCACUCAGCACGAGUAGGAUCGCUGGCAUGGAAUUCGUUUAUCAUCAGUUCAGGGAGUCGUGAUGGAUCGAUUAUUCACCACGAUGUGCGACAACGUGAUCACAAAGUAACAACGCUAACCGGACAUACACAGGAAGUGUGUGGCCUAAAGUGGUCAACAGAUUUCAAAUAUUUAGCUAGUGGCGGCAAUGAUAAUUUAGUGAAUAUUUGGCCAUCGGUAACUUCCAAUGCAAGUGAUAAUACAUCGAAUGGUGUAACCGAACCACUUCAUACAUUCAAUCAGCAUCAUGCAGCCGUUCGAGCCCUGGCAUGGUGCCCAUGGCAGCCAAACGUUUUGGCCACCGGGGGUGGUACAGCCGAUCGCUGUAUCAAAUUCUGGAAUGUAAACAAUGGCACGCUCAUUGAUUCGAUCGAUUCCAAAUCACAAGUUUGCUCGUUACUGUGGUCGAAAACGUACAAAGAGAUCAUUUCAGCCCACGGAUACGCCAACAACCAAUUGACAAUUUGGAAAUAUCCAUCCAUGCAGAAGCAAUGUGAAUUGACGGGACACACAGCUCGUGUGCUACAAAUGGCCAUGUCUCCGGAUGGAAGUACUGUAAUGAGCGCUGCCGCUGAUGAAACACUGAGAUUAUGGAAUUGCUUUGCACCAGACGUGCAUCAAGCGAAAAAAGAGAAAUCGGCCACUAAAUUGGGAACAAACAGUCUGUUCCGUCCGAACAUUCGUUAAAUUCACCGUAAUAGAUAAUUGAAUUACCUCAUUUAGCCUAAUUUGAAUACAGACUGACAAAUUCAUUCUUAAGUUUUGAAGUAUUCCUUUGUUGCUUAUUUUGUAUAAGAACAAUUUCCAAUUUUUAGCUCUUUUAGUAUUUCAAUAUGUCGUUUAUGCAUGUUUUCUAUUUUUGUGAAACGCAUUACUUUUUCUAAUAUCUUGAUUCGUUGAAAUACUAUCAAGAGAUUUUAGCUACAAAAUCAUUUUGAUCGGAAUUUAUCUCGUUUAUCCUAUGUUUGAUUUGUUUGUCAAUAAAAAAAAACGAAAUUUUAACAGCUGAAUAAACGGGAGAUUUCCCCAUGUUUUAUAUUUUUGCCAGUCGAUCAUUGCCAUAUUCAAUUCCAUUUUGAAGGAAAAAAAAAUAAGUAAGAAGUAUUGUAUACUCUGAUUUUAGCUUAGAAAUGGAAGCGAUUCAAUUGUUGUCAUAGAAUUUUUUUUGAUAUUAAAGAGAAAAAGUAACAAAA
Messenger RNA from Sitodiplosis mosellana (orange wheat blossom midge), 2846 nucleotides. RefSeq names its product cell division cycle protein 20 homolog (gene fzy). Gene Ontology annotation, cellular component: anaphase-promoting complex. Gene Ontology annotation, molecular function: ubiquitin ligase activator activity; anaphase-promoting complex binding; protein binding. The coding region runs from base 727 to 2340 and encodes 537 amino acids. The record is from RefSeq and is a predicted model, not a curated record. The transcript has 6 exons. NCBI's taxonomy places the organism in Eukaryota, Metazoa, Arthropoda, Insecta, Diptera, Cecidomyiidae. Gene Ontology annotation, biological process: anaphase-promoting complex-dependent catabolic process; positive regulation of anaphase-promoting complex-dependent catabolic process; positive regulation of ubiquitin protein ligase activity.